AUGAGUGGCACCGCAUACUCUUACAAUGAGCCUUCUGCAUCUGGCCUGGAACCCGUUGAUGCAAUGCAAUGCCCGAAACUUAUAGGGUUUCCUUCAACCACCUCCAACUACUUCUUGCAGUGUCACAUUAGGGAUAAUUGGAACCUGAUUUCUGUACCCGUUGUCCCACUGUGGGAAUUUCAAUCUUUCCGCAGCAGAAACCUGGGAUCCUUCGGAUCCCACCCAUUUCAAAUACGGUUAUCUUCAAAUCAAUCAAAUGACCACUCGGGAGAACUACAACUUACCACUGUGGUUACUCUUGUGAUCGACCAACAUUUAAAGACGUCAUUGGGACCAACUCACCUAGGCUUGAGCUGGGGUUCUACACAAGAGCUCAUUGCAGAAGAACGACUGUUGGAACUUCUCGAAACAUGA
This is a messenger RNA of Paracoccidioides brasiliensis Pb18, 414 nucleotides long. RefSeq lists its product as uncharacterized. The transcript is spliced from 2 exons. Bases 1 to 414 code for a protein of 137 amino acids. The record is from RefSeq and is a predicted model, not a curated record.